GUAACACAUACACACACACACAGACACACACACACACACACACACAGGUCUACUUCACUCAGAUUACGUUCCACCUUUCACACACAUUCUAUAUCCGAUAGCAAGAGAGUCAGAGGCAGGAUGGAAGCAGAAGGAAACAAUACAAUGGGUUCUAGCUGCCUGGAUCAGAAAGAGUGCCAGAACAGCACUGCAGGGAGUACUCCAUUUUCAAACAUGAAGCAGAAAGAGGAGAAGAUCCAGAAAAAUGCCCAGGAAGAACCAGGAGAAAAGUCAUGCCCAAGAGAGGAUGGACCUCCGUGUGAGGACGACGUACUUUGUGACUCGUGUAUUGAAAGUCCACGCAAAGCUAAGAAGUCGUGCCUGACAUGUCUGGUUUCCUAUUGCGAGGAUCAUCUGAGGCCACAUCUAGAAAAGGAGAAGUUUCAGAGUCACCGGCUGGUGAAGCCACUGAAAGAUGUGGAAAUACGCAUGUGUGAGACACACAACGUCCCGCUGGAGUUGUUCUGCUGUGUCGAAACUUCUUGUGUGUGUGAGAAAUGUGUGUCCGAGCAACACCAUGGACAUGAAACCCUGUCCAUUACAGAGGCACGCCAGAAAAUGGAGAAAGAGCUCCAGGAAAAACAGACAGAGCUGGUGAAGACGGUGACAGCAGCUGAGAAUUCCAUUAACAAACUACAGAGCUGCAUUCUCUCUGUAGAGGCGUGUGUGUGCGAGGUGCGAUCUGUGCUCCAGCAGCAGGUGAGCGCUCUGCAGGCGGGGGUGGAGGAGGUGAGGGCAGAGCUCACCAAGGUAUUGGAGGCGGAGAUGAAAAACACACUGGGGCAGGUGGGCGGAGCUCGUGUGUGUGUGGUGCAGCGCUGUGAUGAGCUGAAAAGAGCACACACACACCUGGACAAACUCAGCAAGAACAAGAACAGCGUCGACUUCCUGCAGGAAUACUCCCAAUGGAGGAAGACGAGCUCGGAUGUGUCUCUGCCUGAGGUGUGUGUCACUCAGACGGACCGUCUUCAGUCUUUCGGCCGCAUCAUCACACACACCACGCAGGAACUGUGUGACAUAUUGCUCACUGCAUACCGCAACUCACUCAAAGAGUUCUGCACAACCGAUGAUAAUCUCCAUCAGCCCACAGUUCAUCCCCUCAGUCCUGUACAGCAGAACAUCACGCUGCCUGAGCCGCAGAGCAGAGACGACUUCCUCAAAUAUGCGUCUCCGUUAAUGUUUGAUGGUGACACGGUGCACCAGUUCCUGCGUGUGACUGAAGGUGGCAGGAAGUUGACCAACACCACGCCCUGGCAACACAGCUACCCUGAGCAUCCCGAGCGCUUCCAGCACUGGAAGCAGGCACUCUCCACUCAGAGCUUCUCCUCAGGGCGCCAUUACUUUGAGAUGGACUUGAGCGGUGCAGGGGUCCAUGUCGGCGUGACGUACGUGGGGAUCCUACGGCAGAGCAACCAAAAUGAGGCGUGCCUCACAGGCAGCAGUGUCUCCUGGUGUGUUGAGUGGAGUGGGCGUGGUUUCUCGGCCUGGCACGGCGGCGUGGAAACCCCCCUGAGCACCCCAAAAGCCACGAGACUGGGCGUGUGCGUGGAUUUCGGGUGUGGCACGGUGAUGUUUUACAGCGUGAGAGGAGAAGCAGAAGGAGGGAUGGAGCUUCUGCAUCGGUUUGAGACGGAGCUGAGAGAGCCGCUCUACGCUGCUGUGUUCCUCCCAAAGAAGGAGAACGUUGUGGUGCUGGUGGAACCUGGAGAGGAACUUCCACUCAAGAGCCCCUUAUCUCCAUGUUCUCCACCGUGAUACACAUUAUUUAACACUAUUGUUAUCACUAUCACUAUCGUUAUUUUUACCAAACGUUUUUCUUUCUUUGAAACCAAGUUUUUAGCCCUUUGUUUCGAAACAUUUUUUAAAAAAUCGUUUAGCUCAGUUCCAGAAAAUAACAUUAGGUUUGUAUUUUUUAUUUGAGGGAAACUUCAUCUCAUGUGAUCAGUCGCUUCAUCGUCUCUGUAUGUUGUUCACUGUGAAGAAGGAUAAAAACUGUGGGUACAUUCAUCAGCAGCCUGCGGAUGCUGUUCAGGUUCUGCCUCCUGCGUGAGUGAACGAUGGAGAAGCGAGAGAUGAAAAAUAAAAGCAUGCCAUCCUGUUUCAAUAAACAAGAGUUCAUCAUGAA
This is a messenger RNA of Ictalurus punctatus (channel catfish), 2164 nucleotides long. RefSeq names its product tripartite motif-containing protein 16. The record is from RefSeq and is a predicted model, not a curated record. Gene Ontology annotation, molecular function: protein binding; zinc ion binding. Lineage: Eukaryota; Metazoa; Chordata; Actinopteri; Siluriformes; Ictaluridae. Bases 121 to 1794 code for a protein of 557 amino acids. The transcript is spliced from 6 exons.